Messenger RNA from Porites evermanni, 11268 nucleotides. The record is from the annotation of a GenBank genome assembly. Lineage: Eukaryota; Metazoa; Cnidaria; Anthozoa; Scleractinia; Poritidae.
GCGAGGGGCUACUUCCGGUCUUGAGGUCCGUACAAAGCUGGUAGCAGAUCUUUCCGAAUCUUUGUCUUUGCAAUGUCUUUUCUUCAUUACAUUACCUUCAAGCUGGUUGUAAUAAGGGAUAAAAGAAUUGGCUCGAUAUACUACACUUUGGCAGCUGUCAUCGUCCUCUACACUCUGGCCGAAAUAUUUCUUAAGAAAGGUUAUCUGGAGGUGAGAAUAGUUGAAUCGAAACAGUACUACAUAUAUGUAUCAUUCUAGAAUAUUGCUUCCUUUCAUUUCUAGUUUUUACAAAGAAAAAAAGAGAAGAGAAUUCUGGUUUUGUAAGAUGUUGAACUGUGCAAGUCACUUUCCGCUAACGUUUUAUUACCCUAAAGAGAAACCAUAUUUCAUCAUUGCAUUAUCAUCAUCAUCCUGAUCAUGAUCACCAUCAUCAUCAUCAUCAACAUCGUCAUCAUCAUCAUUGUCAUCAUCAAUGUCUUUGCUGUCGUCAACACCAUCAUCCUGGCUUCCAUUUUUGUCAUCAUCGCCAUUACACAGUAUAACUGUAUUUUGAAUAUUAUGGGAUGUUAAUUUUUUAAUUUUUUAUCUGCACUCUUCCCUCCCUUCUCAGCCACACCUUUGUCAGAACAGUCCAACAAAUAAACCUUUGUACAAGUUUUCAUUCCUGUAGCAUGUUUCAUUUUGAAAAUACAGCAAUUUGAACUUCCUAGUUUUCACAGUGCAUGACACCAAAAAAGGAAUGCUUUCUCGUUGAAAAACAGUCUCUCCUCUUGGUUUUCAGCAGUAUAACCAUUUCAAGUAUUAGAAGAUAUGUUUAUGUGCACGUGUGCUGGUUCUCAAGGGAAAGAAAGAGCUUUUAUAAAAAAAACGAUCUCCAGAAGUUUUUGUUGAUUUCCGGCAGCCAUAUUUGUGGACCAAAAUGGUACACCAAUAUGGCAUCUCCAUACAAAGCUCUACAAAUGUGUGUGGGGCGUUUUGGCAAAUAACUCAGAAGCUGUGUGCCAGAAAGACCUGAGACUUGGGCAAAUUGUUUAUAUAUUAGUCUUUUAUAACAUUUCAUUUUAUUGACUUCUUCCACUGGACGGUUUCCAAUACUUUUUUGUUUCGUGACAGUGAAAAUGAUCUAUACUGAACUCCCCUUUUCAAAAACCUACAGUCCUAAUAUGGGAAGGGUAGAUGCAGAUGCCUGUAUGUGUAUAAGAUAAUAUAGCUUCCUUAUCUAGGGGUGUAACAUCCAUAUCUGACUUAUAACUAUAUAUAAUAAUUCUGAUAAUUUGCGUCUCUGGCCUUUUUUUUCCGUAAAAACUGUACCUUACCAACAACAUUAUGUGUAAAAUAAACAACUUAUAACUACUGUGUAUUCCUGUGUAUUAAUUUGCGGAAAAUGUCCUGCAGAAAAGGCUGGACAUGGCAUUUCCAAGACCCUAAAUUUCAGAAUUUUCUGGGGGAGCAUGCCCCCAUACCCUGUGAGGUUGGGCUGCCUUUGGCUCUACAACUUUUCUUCCCUGCAUGCGUACACCUUCAAUAUCUCAUGCUACGCCCCUGCCAUCAUUAUCAUCAGUUCCACUAUUAUUAUCAUGAUCGUGAAUCACUUCAUUAUCAUUAUAUUGCUAAUAAUAGUGUCAUGAGUACUACCAUAAAAGUUACCAUUACUAUUACACCUGUUGUUUGGGAAAAGGAAAACAGUCAAUAAAAAUUAUGGUUGUUUCAAUAUUCUAGUCAAAUUUUGCAGAUCCUGCUGUCUCCAUUUUAAAACACUGAAUGAAUAUCUUGAAGUCUUGAUUAUUUUUUACCACAGCUAAAAUUUUAGAACUCAAUCAGACCUGACACUGGACACUGAUUUUGUUCUUAUUCUGAAAUUUGGUUUUAGUUUGAUACAUCACCAGAAGCCACUAUGAGAUUCCUUCUCUCAGACCCUAAGGAGGAUGAUGCAAGCAAUAGUGAACAGACAUCUCGGAUGAGCAAUUUAAGCUACUGUUGUACCAAAGGUGUGGUAUACUAAAUCUAUAAAAUGCAGUACUGCAUUGCCAUUUGACAUGCUGCAUCAUACUCAUCAGUACAAGUGUCCAUAUAAUCUCUACAUACAUGUACAUGUUGACUCAGAGGUCCAUGUAUUGGCUACUAUUAUUUUUUUUAUAGCAAACAGUAGUUAACUGCCAUUAACCCAUGACAGGGUAAAAGUUGUUCUUUAAUAGACACAGACUUACAUUGCAUGACUUUAACCUGAUACCUUGAAUUAUAUAAUAUAGUACAUAGCAAAAAGUUCAUCACCGGAAUCAGAUCAAGAAUGGCUAUUUCAAUUUGGAACAGCUCAGCCAUUCUUCCUGCCCGACUCAGCGAGGAUGUUUUCCUUUGGAAAAAGACAUUCAAAUGCCAAACUUGUGAUGUACUAACUAAUUACAAAUGGAAUGGAAGAAUAAUUCUUCCAUUCCAUUUAUAAUUUAGUUAGUUAUUGAUUAUGGAAAACUAAAUAUGAUAUAAUUUGUGCAUCACAUGCUUCUAAUUUAUCAUACUUUUCAUCAAAAUAUUUUGCCAUUUCUGAUUGGCUCCAGUCCGCUUGCUAAUUCUUCAUAACCAACAGGCACUAACCAUAUUUGGAAGAUGUGAGCAAUAUACCAACAAUUCAAUGGUAUAAUUAUUUGAUUGGAAAUGAGACUGCAUAAGCAAUAGACUAUCGAUCAACUUCAUUUCCAGGAGUUGCCACCAAGCGGUUUAUUCAUGAGUUAACUAAAAAAAUGGCAUUCAUGGCUAUCCGACAAAGAAAUAGCUGAAUGUCUGACUAAAAGUAGAUGGAAAAAUUCCAAGAAUACGCAAAACAUAUUGCUCAAUGGAUCUUAUCUACCUUCAGCAGAGGCCUUCAGCCUUAGUGGAUAACAUCCUACUCAGCCUCAUUCAAUAAUAUUAUUGCUAAAUAUCAUAUUGCCUACAGAAAACUUUGAAAGGCACGUGAUAAUUAAAUAGAGCUUUUCAAAACCACUUCAGAGACGAUUGAGAGACAAACUCUCACCUCACCUCUCAAAAUAAUACUUUCAUCUCGCAAGAGACAUUAAAAUUAUUGUUUUGCAAAGUAUGUGUUUAUAACAACCUUGACUACUAAGUUUAAAAUAUCAAACAACAGGGAUAGAUUACUCUGACGUAUUUGGGUCAGUCAAAAAAAAUAAUGGCUUAUAAAUAAUUGUUUUGUACCCGACAUAUGGCAAAUGACAAAUUUUAGGUGAACCAACCAAGAUGUGUACACCGUGCCAGGUUUUGGAUGCUCGAGAAUUGUCGUGGCCAGUAGAGUCUCGCACAAUCAGUUUAACGACGUUUGCAAAAGAUCGAUGGCAAACAAGAAACACCUCUCUGGACAUUAUUUCAGAGUUUAAAACAGUAAGGUACCAGUAACUUAAAUUGUUGAUCUACACACCGUUCUUUUUACAGCUAAAGACAAUAAGCUAAAGUGUGGGGGUAACUGGCAAUUUUCUCUAUACGUUUAUACUCUUGAUCAGGCAUCAUUUUAAAGAGAGUUUGUUAAAUUCACAGUUAAUUAUUAUGAUGGUUAGCAAAUUUCGUAAACACUUGUAAUGGAAUUUUAAACACUUUGCAGGAAUUUUAUGGAUUUCAAACAAAGGUCUAGCUUGUUUCUUGUUUUCUCGGCCUUUGUCACGGUCUACCAUUUACCACCCUUAAUAAUAUUAUUUGUUUCCAUAAAAUAUCCUUACCUGCAUACCUUGGAAUGUCAUUUGAAAUUUCAAGUAAUAAUUAGAGGAAGGGGGAGGGGCUGAGGACCAAAGUUUUUAAAGGAAAGUAAUAUACAGUUGAACCUCCAUGUGCAACCACCUCCCAUAAGCGACCGCCAAUCCAAAACACCAAAAUUUUCGCAGUUAAAACGUUACAGUUGGAACCUCUAGUAAACGACCACCUCCUGUAAGUGACCGCGAAUACUUUUGGAGCCUGACAGUUAAUGAUUUUCCAUUGUUUUUAAUCUCUUGUAAGCGACCACCUGACGCAUUCUGUGAUCCCUAUGUCCGCUGUGUGCACUAUGCUACUAAGAAUAUACGAAGAACUUUAGUGACAACAUGGAACUACACAUGGCGUAACUUUAAAGACAUUCAUUGCAUGUAAUGAAUAUCUUCCAUUAAGUAGAUUUGUCUAGACUUCUUCGCGGAAGAGAUCCCCUGUGGUUUGAUUUGGAUUUUUUUAUAACUCUCCAGAGGGGUGAAGAAUAGAAACCAAAGAAAACCUCUGUUGGGGGUAGUAUGGAUUUUAUUUGACUGGAACAACACAUCAAUUACAUCAUUGCUUAUACACUGUAUAUCGUUUUUGUUUCAGAGAAAAAAUGUAUUUCACAGCUCAGCCAGAGUCAAUGAUGAUUAAAAUUGAACAUGCAGUGUUAGCAACAAAGUUUUCAGGAGGAAAGAAGGGAAACAGCAUGGCAGCUUCACAAAGAAAUAUGAAGGGAUUCCUCUACGGUCUGAACGGAACUAUUCUAAGAAGGCAAAGUAACUAGUUCCUUCAUCUUUGCUGAAAUCAUUUGUGUUCAUGCACAUUAUACAGGCCACUCUGCACAUUUUAUUUAAGACAAAGUCAAACUUACACGCACUUAUAUAGUUUGACCAAAUUUGUAUGUUAAAAGAUGCAUUGUUUGGAUGGACAAUAUCAAUGACAACAGUAUUUGCUUCAAUUCAUUUACAGUAAACUGCACUACAGUUUCCUUGCAAUUAAAGCUAUUUUAAAAAUUUAGUGAUUCUAUUUACCAAACAAAUAAGGAAAAUUCUCAUUGCGUCUUAUUACUUUUUUUGGUACCCCUAAAGGGCGGCAGUAAGAGUCACACGUGAGGAUCUCACCUGCGUGCCUGGAAAGAACACAUUUUCAGGAAACAAAACCGACUGUUUGCAGUUAAACGAUUACCGUAUUUCCUCGAAAGCUCGCUCGGGCGCUUAUUGAAAAUUUCAGAUAAAAGGAGAGGCACUUAUUAGAAGGAGAACGGUUAAUCGGGGGCUGGGGGGGGGGGGGCGCUUAUAAAGUUUUCCUUUCGAUGAACUGUAACUUUAUUUUGGCUAAAUGUAAAAUAGAAAAAAAAAAACUACAAAAUUAUCCCAACAAACGUGUAUUAAAUACUUUAUUUGUCUUUCGUUUUGUAACCAAGGGUACCUAAGAGUCCCACGUGGGGAUCUCCCCGCCGGGCCGGGAAAAAACACAUUUGCAGGAAAAAAACCCGACUUUUUGCGGUUAAACGAUUCCCGUAUUUCCCGAAAAGCCCGCUGGGGCGUUUAUUAAAAAUUUAAGAAAAAGGGGGGGCCUUUUAUUAGAGGGGAACGGUUUAAUGGGGGGCGGGGGGGGGGGAGGCGCUUAUAAAGUUUUCCUUUCGAUGAACUGUAACUUUAUUUUGGCUAAAUGUAAAAUAGAAAAACAAAAACUACAACAUUAUCCGAGCAAACGUGUAUUCAAUACUUUAUUUGUCUUUCGUUUGGUAACCAAGCGUACCACAGUCCCAUUACACACCUUGCACACAGUUGGAUCAGUAUGAAUGUUGUAAUUGAAGCUUAAAAAUGUAUAGGUAUAGGAGAAGUAGCAACCUUGCAUCCCUACUAUUAAUAGGAAGUUUAAGCAACAACGAUGGCGACGGCCAUGAGAACGGCAAAAAAAGCAGUAGGUUUAGAUUGACAAAACAACAACUUUGCACGUGCAUCACGCUUUUUUGUACAUUUCCUCGCCGUCGUUGCCCUACUACGACGUGAAACUGCGUAAUUUCACGUUUUGUGGAGGACGUAAACGCAAGAAAACUACCCUUUUUUUUUUCUUUUCAUGAACUUUGAUACAGUCCCGUAGAAUCCAACUCCAGUCAAAUUCGCCAACAUUUGACAAUUGAAAUUGAACGAGAUAGAGUAAACGCGAUAAAGUUUGAAGCAUCGCGAAUACACUUUUUAACUGACGUUUUCGUUGGCGCGUUUAUUCCAAUUUGCUGAAAAUUACAAAUGUAGGCGAAUUUGCCUGGGGUUGAUUCUUGAGGACCGCACUCAAGUUUAGAGAGAGAAAAAGAGAUUCGUCGUCGCCUGUUUACGUCCGCCAUUAAACUUUUAACUAGGCAUUUUCAAGUCGUAGUCGUGCAUAAAGAAAUGUACAAAAAAGCGUGAUGCACGUGCAAAGUUGUUGUUUUGCGCAAUAAACCUAUUGCUUUUUUGACGUCCUCGUUGCCGUGGCCGUCGUCGUUGCUAAAGCUCCCUAUUGCUUAAGCUCUCUAUUAACGAAGUGAGGGGGAAGGGGAAGCACGCUUAUUCGAGAGGGGCGCUUCUUUGAUAUUUUGACCUUGGUGUUGGGCGUUGAUUUGGUGGGAGGGCGCUUAGUAGAGCGUGGGCGCUUUUUCGAGGAAAUAUUGUAUGAGAUCAUAGUACCUUCUAGUGAUUUACAUUCAAAACUGCUAGCAAAGAUCGUCCCUUCACUUCCAGGUGGUGCAUGGUCCCUUUAUGAAACAGGGAGGUCCGAACAUGUGCACUCAAUAAAUAGUCUGACUCAUCUUUGUGUUCCCUCUGCUUCCACAGCCUUUCAAAUGAGGACAAUGGUCCUAGAGGCAGAGCAGACAAGUUUACUGUGCAGGAAAUUCUUCACGCCGCAGGAGUAGAAACUUUGGAUGAGCCAUCUGAUGCUCUUAAUGCCAAGGGAAAACCUUUUCGCCGCCAUGGGAUUGUUCUGCACGUGGCUGUCAAUUAUCAAAACUCCGACUCCAGUUUUCUUGGAACCGGGUAUUGGUUUUCAAGUAUUCUCACUUGUUUCAUUUCGUAGCCCGAGAAAACCGCCGACAAUUUUGCGAUGCCACCGCUGAUUUCCCGCGAAAUGACGUCUGAGAAACGAGCGCAGAAAUUCCAUACUGAUGACGUGUCAGUACCCAGAUCUGGGUAGUGCUUCUGAUUGGUUGAAGCAAAUCUCCCACGCGGAGUUGACUAAUCAGAAGCACUACUCAGAUCUAGGUAUUGACACGUCAUCAGUAUGGUUUUUCUGCCCUCGUUUCUCAAAUGUCAUUUCGCGCGGAAACCAGUGGUAGCGUCGCGAAAUGUCGGGUGUUUAGUUAGACUAUUCAUUUCGUUCACUGUUCACUCUAAAAUCCGGAUCCUUUGUCAGUGGAACUUGGCUUCCGGAUUCCAAUCGAUUGAUCUGAAUUACGGAUCCCAAAACAUAGGAUUCCGGAUUUCACAAGCAAAUAUUCCUGGAUUUCGGAAUCCGAAUCACCUUACGUGGGCCAAGAGGUUAGCUCUUGGAACAACCUAUCUUUUCUUCCCAAAAUGGGUAAUUCAUAGGUCUUGUUUUAUCUUGUAUCGUUUUUUCAAGAACUUAUAACAUUAUCUGUGUGGCUUUUAUUUUGUAGAGAUAUAACAUAUUCUUACCAUGUGAGGCGGAUUCCGUAUGCAGACUACAGAGUUAACGAGGUCAUUCCUGUGCUUAGUGAAAAAGAUUUUACAGACUCCAGUCAAAUGGGACCUCAAGAGAAACGGCUGUUUAGGAAACGCUAUGGCAUCAAAAUAGAAUUCCAUCAAACCGGUCGAUUAGGUGUGUGAGGAAUUAUUUUUAUUUUUUUUCCCUGAUGUAUGGUGGGUUUCUUUGUUACGUCACCAGGAAGGGCAAACUACGAAUAAUUACAGAAGCAUGAGCGUAGUAAAAAAAAGAAUAUUAUCUCUUGGCGCAAUUUGAGGAAGCGCUGUUACACGCGGCAGGCGGGUUUCACUGUUGUUUCUCACGGGCUAUUAAUAACACGCGCCUUGCCUUACCCGGUUGUGUCUCGUGGCUCCAACCAUACACAAACGUCUUGAGACACUUUUGCAUUUGUAGGGCUUUUUUCAAUUCAGACAUGUUUAACCACAGGCAACCCAAGCGCACUAUUUGUGGGUUCUGGCUUCAGAGGUCAUUUGGUCGGAAUAUACUAGAAUUAUUGGUGUAUUAUCUGAUGCCAAAUAAUGCAAAAGUCUUAAGGAUAUGAAGUCUUCUUGUUUGUCUAUCUGUACUAGUAGCCUUUAAGAUAACGAAAAUCGAUAUUUCUUGCAUUAUUACAUGUGAUUCGGGCCCUUAUUGUUCGAAUUUUAUCACAUGUAUUCGAAUCUACAACGCUAAGAAAAAAAAAUCAUGAUCACGCGAAAUAUUGAUUCAAAAAGCUCCCUUACCUUUAGUUCAUAGCCACUCUGUGUCCUACGGUCGGUUUAAACGCCGUUUAGUCGACUUUCUUUCCAUCGAAUACUGAACACUAUAAAAGAAGGGAAGGCUGGAGACCUUCCAACCGACCCUCGCCGCUCGAAGGCCAAUAAAUUCCAAACAAAGCGACCGAUCUCCCUAAAAUUGCCACCAGCCAGACCGAAGAGUGUAUACCUACCCGUUCGAUGAGCGCCAGGUUCUAAAUUCGGCUCCAUGAGCUCGAGGAGCGUUGCAUUUCGCAUCGAUUCUGGCCAGCUUCGCUUCGCCAUGAUGCGCAAUCUGACUGUUAUCCUACGAGAUUUGAAUCUUGGAGCUUGGCGACCGCGUCAGAUCGACAAAACGUCACUCUCGAGGGGGAGGAUCGUCACUUUUGCCCUAUCGCAAACCGACACCGUCCAGGGAGCCGGUGCGUUUAAUUCGGCCGGAAACAGCUCACGCGUGUAUGACACAUGACACCCAAAAACGUCCCCAACUGUCUUUUCUCCGAUUUGAGAUGUAAAUCUUGCCAAUAACGGUUACAAAAUCAGUUCGUUGCAGUUGUCUGGAUCAGUAGUUCUGUUCAAGUUCGAUAUUUCCUUUCGUAUUUUAACAACAGUUCAUUCCAGAGCUACCCUAAAAUAUAUUUUUCUUCUUCACUUAGCUUGUUUGUUAGUAAAAAUCACGUGUAUUUCGGUUCCUGUGGCGAUCGCGUGUGUCUAGCGUUUGAAGAAAGUCUGUUGAUAACGAUGUUAUCAAAAGUAGCCAGACAAUAGGAGGAUUUUCCUCCGAAGAAGAAAAGAAAAUCUUUUGGCUGUUCAGAAGAGUGAAAAAUAUGGUAAGUGAAACAAAUUCUAAUAAUUAUGUCGGUGUCGGUUUGCGAUAGGGCAAAAGUGACGACCCUCCCCCGCGAGAGUGACGUUUUGUCGAUCUGACGCGGUCGUCAAGCUCCAAGAUUCAAAUCUCGUAGGAUAACAGUCAGAUUGUGCAUCAUGGCGAAGCGAAGCUGGCCAGAAUCGAUGCGAAAUGCAACGCUCCUCGAGCUCAUGGAGCCGAAUUUAGAACCUGGCGCUCAUCGAACGGGUAGGUAUACACUCUUCGGUCUGGCUGGUGGCAAUUUUAGGGAGAUCGGUCGCUUUGUUUGGAAUUUAUUGGCCUUCGAGCGGCGAGGGUCGGUUGGAAGGUCUCCAGCCUUCCCUUCUUUUAUAGUGUUCAGUAUUCGAUGGAAAGAAAGUCGACUAAACGGCGUUUAAACCGACCGUAGGACACAGAGUGGCUAUGAACUAAAGGUAAGGGAGCUUUUUGAAUCAAUAUUUCGCGUGAUCAUGAUUUUUUUUUUCUUAGCGUUGUAGAUUCGAAUACAUGUGAUAAAAUUCGAACAAUAAGGGCCCGAAUCACAUGUAAUAAUGCAAGAAAUAUCGAUUUUCGUUAUCUUAAAGGCUACUAGUACAGAUAGACAAACAAGAAGACUUCAUAUCUUUAAGACUUUAGGCAUUUAUUUGGCAUCAGAUAAUACACCAAUAAUUCUAGUAUAUUCCGACCAAAUGACCUCUGAAGCCCACAAAGUGCGCUUGGGCUGCUUGUGGUUUAACCCCUCUCCCCACGCUACAAACAACGUUGGACGAGUCUAUCGAGAAUUUCUUCCGAGUUUAACUAACAUUGUACAAGGUAGGGGAGGGAGAACUGCAAGACAAUUUCGAAAAGGAUGGACUGUCUUAUGAGGGAAACCAGAAUUAUCCUAAAAAUUAUGAAAACUGCAUCACUGUCCCAAGGACUUUUGUCCAGUAUUGUUGUUACCAAGCCUUCCAGCGUCCACCUGGAAAGCUUGGUACUAGAAUCACGCUUGCCAGUCUACUGUCUUCACUGCUCGAAGUCUAGUCGACUGAGGAGAUGCCACUCACGCUGUGGAACUUAUCUUAUGUUUUGUACUUAGGGAUGGUUUGCACAAACGACGGAGCCGGAGUCGUAAUCACAAGCAUAGAGCUUAUGAUCUAGUGACAACAGCGUUCCGACUCCGCUUACGACUCCGUCGCUUACGUUCCGCUUAUGAUCUAGUGAAAACCUGAUUGUCGGAGUCGGAAGCAGAAGCGGAAUAACUAAACCAAUCACAUAAUUUUCACUAGACCACAAGCGGAACGUAAGCGAUGGAGUCCUAAACGGAGUCGGAAGAAAUGGGAACGUUAUGAUUCUUCUGACUCCGAUUCCGUCGCGCUUACGACUCCGAUUUUUGAUUUUCACUAGGUCAUAAGCCCUCUUACGACUACACUUACGACUCCGACUACGACUCCGUCGCUAGUGAAAACCAGCCUUUAGUACGCAAGCGGGUAAUUUAUCCUUAAUUUAUUGUAUAAGCAAGCAACUUUCAGACCUUUCAGAAAUCAUAUGCAUUGCAAAGUUGACAAAAUUUGAGCCCGUGUUAAACAGUAGAAAAUAUCGCAACUCCACUUUACAAAUAACAUUCCUGCACACGCACGUUUAGUAUACUGUACAACAUCUCGAAACAGCCGGUUUCGCCCCCCCCCCCCCCCCCCCCCCCCCCCCCCCCCCCUUAUUGUUGAAAGCACCAAACGUCUGAACCUUCAGAAAAAACAAUCCAUGGAAACGUUAAAAAAUUUGGUGCCGCGUUUCAAAGAAAAAAAAAAUGCCACCCCCCUUUCUAAAAAACAAUCCCCCCCCCCCCCCUUUUUUGUACCGGUGAACCCCUCCCAAAACGCGGUUUUCCCCCCCCCCCCCCCCCCUUCGCGUUCGCCUCGUUGGAGUUUGACCCCCGAAUAAGAUCAUGAUUAGUGUUAAGCGUCUACAGUACUGAUUAGAGUUAAGUACUGACUCAAAAUGGUUAGCUUCUAUUCACUGGUAGGUUUGUUACUCUAUAAAGGUUAAGUCACGGGUCAACUCCGAGAAGUCGAAACAGGCAUAAAUACAACAUUUUUUGUUAACUGUCUUUUCUUCAUUUCCAAAGGUCAUUUCUCAUUGUCUUCAUUAUUACUUCGUCUUGCAUCUGGAGUUGGCUUGUUGACGUUAACAGCAACUGUUGUAGACAUUCUAGCGCUGUACAUCCUUCCUGAUAAAAUAAAAUACCGAAAAUGUGUCUACGAGGAGUCUCCGAUAUUAGAAAUGAAGAAGGAGCAAUAA